AUGCCAAUAACAACUCCGAAUCAAUUGUCAACAUCUUCACAAAAAGAAAAUCUGAUUGAUUUAUGUACAUCAGUUGGAGAAGCCUUCUCUAAGUUUGGUGUUUUAUUACGUGAUCUUGAUAUUAGUAGUCGACGAGCAUUAUCCAAUAAUGAACAAGAUCAACAAUUAAUUGGCUGGGAUGAGCAAAGUACAACAAUGUUUCGUCAAGCUAUACAAACAUUUGCAAUAAGUGUUCGCGAUAUUUCAACAGCUGUAGCAGAAAAACGAAUUCGUGAACGAUAA
This is a messenger RNA of Rotaria socialis, 282 nucleotides long. The record is from the annotation of a GenBank genome assembly. NCBI's taxonomy places the organism in Eukaryota, Metazoa, Rotifera, Eurotatoria, Philodinida, Philodinidae.